Candidozyma pseudohaemuli is the source of this 333-nucleotide messenger RNA. RefSeq lists its product as uncharacterized. The transcript has a single exon. Lineage: Eukaryota; Fungi; Ascomycota; Pichiomycetes; Serinales; Metschnikowiaceae. The record is from RefSeq and is a predicted model, not a curated record. The coding region runs from base 1 to 333 and encodes 110 amino acids.
AUGGCGUCCUCGACAGAGCAUCAUAAAUCGAACUCUAUAAAUACAGAGACGCAACUCCCCUCUAACCUACAAAUGAGUUUGCGUGAAAUCACUUCUCCAGAAGUUUUCUCACAGUACCGUGCUUGGUCGGAUGAUUACUCUCGCCCAGACACUUAUGAGCAUCUUUGUCUUGGGGAAUCGGACUAUCAGAUUUGCGUUAAAAUUAUUGAUUCCAAAGAGGAGGUAGUCAGUACCAAGCACUUUGACACUAAAGUCAAUGCAGACGAUUGGUUGAACAAUACUGUCGAGGAAAUCAACGCUGAAGUUGCAAACGAGCAGAAGGCACUGACUUAA